AUGGCUACGGUUGAUGAUCCAAGUAGCGAUCUCUCGAUUAUGAUUGACGAAACGUAUGAAUUCUCUGCACCUCGCUUCUUUGAUUUCGUCAAUGGCGAGUCUGAGGAGGAUAAGUGCCAAGCUGAACUCUGGUUCGACACCGCUCUCACCUAUGCUCCCUCACCUUGUAUGCCCAAAAUCAAGACUGCUAGAUCGAUUAAGGUUGAGAACUUAUGCGAUUUCAACCAAGCGGAAGAAAUGCAGAAGAAUUUAGAGCAAUCUGGUACAAGCUCGGUUGAUACGGUUGAUCCAACCACAUCUCAAACUGUAAUUCUGCCAAGUGAAACUAACAAAGAGUUAACUCCUAGCGAGCCCAGAGAAGAAAAGGCGUCUAUUCAAAAUGACACUACUCGUACUUGUGAAGAUGGAAGAGGAACUUCUUCAAAUGGUGGAAUCGAACUAAAAGAUCAUGAACAGAAGCGAGGUGGAUCAUCUAAAUAUAAAUUUCAAAAUGAUGCUUGUACUCCACUCCCAACUUUGAGUACUCACAAGGGCGAACAACGAACUAAAGGUGCCACUGCUAAGAAGCAAGAGACAGCGAGAAAGAUUGCCAGUAUGGUGAAGAACCCAUCGGCUCUGAAAGCCAGAAGCCAUUUGCAGUUAUCACAAACUAAAAGCGUUAAACCAAAUAGUGUGAAGAGGGAAACUAACGUGAAAGACACAAGUGGAAAUUCAUCUUUAGCUCAAGAGAAUCAGGCAAUUAAGCGGCAAAAGUUAGAUGGUGGUCUGUCGAGACAGAUUCUCAAUGUUAAACCCCAUACUUUGCCCCACAAGUCAAAAGUUGGCGCCUCUAACUUGUGUUCUUCAGUUGCUGACAAAACUAAGAAAGAAGAAAGGAAAAUUUAUGUUCGAGAACCAGCACCAUUCGUUUCAAUGGCUGAAAUGAUGAGGAAAUUCCAGUCAAGUACCAGAGACUUAUCAUUGCCUCAUGAUGCUGGUAGUUUUACACAGACGAAGCCCAAACUGACUUUGACUAGGCCAAAGGUUCCUGAAUUUGAAACAGCUCAAAGAGUUCGCUCUACCAAGGUGAAGAGUUCAGCUGAGCUAGAGGAGGAGAUGAUGGCCAAAAUGCCCAAGUUCAAAGCUAGACCGCUCAACAAAAAGAUCUUGGAAGCUCCCAAAGUACCUGUAGUACCGAGAAGCACACCCCAGCCUCCUGAAUUCCAGGAAUUUCACCUUGAGACAAUGGCAAGAGCGAACCAACAUGCAGAUUCAGCUUCAGUAAUCUCUACAGAAUCGUCUCGUCAGAAUAAUCAAUGGAAGCCUCAUCUUACCGAACCAAAGACCCCUGUUCUGCACACAUCACUAAGGGCUCGUCCACCACGGGCUAAGAGUUUCCUUGAAAUUGAACAAGAGGCGCUGGAGAAAAUUCCCAAGUUUAAAGCAAGGCCAUUAGAUAAAAAGAUAUUUGAAAGUAAGGGAGAGUUGGGGGUGUUUUCUAACAUGAAAAAACAUGUAACAAUACCGCAAGAAUUUCAUUUUGCAACAAACGAGAGAAUUCCUCCACCACCAACUGUUGUUGCUGAUCUGUUCGAUAAGCUCUCAAUAAGUUCCGAAACUCGCAGCGAGCAUCCAUUGCCAAGAAACACCAGGCCAAACCCCUUCCAUCUUUACACAGAGGAAAGAGGGGCUGAGAAAGAAAGAAAAUUCUUCAUGGGACUUGUGCAGAAGAAAUUGGAAGAGGAAAGAGCCGCCAUUCCAAGGGCCAACCCAUAUCCUUAUACCACCGAUUAUCCUGUGAUUCCACCAAAACCAGAGCCCAAACACUGCACCAAACCUGAACCCUUCCAACUGGAAAGUCUGGUGAGGCAUGAGGAAGAAAUGCAGAGGGAAAUGGAAGAAAGACGGAGAAUAGAGGAAGAAGAGGCCAGAAUGAGGGAUUUCAGGGCUCAGCCGGUUUUGAAAGAGGACCCAAUUCCACUACCAGAGAAAUCUCGGAAGCCCCUCACACAAGUUCAAGAAUUUAAUCUUCACGUUGAUAAUCGCGCUGUGGAUAGGGCAGAGUUUGAUCAGAAGAUCAAGGAGAAAGAGAUGAUGUACAAGAGAUACAGAGAAGAGAGCGACGCAGCAAGAAUGGUGGAGGAAGAGAAAGCAUUGAAACAACUGAGAAGAACACUGGUUCACCAUGCUAGACCAGUCCCCAAAUUUGACCAUCCAUUUCACCCCCAAAGGUCCCUCAAGGAAACUACAAAGGCCAAGUCACCGAAGUUACGCGUCCUUCAAAGAAGAAAGGAGAGCCAAAAUUUGAUUAAAGUUGCAAUGUCCAGCCCUGCAACUCAGUUAAGGUGAUGAAAUGUAUCAGACCACAACCGGACCAAUGUAUGUUGUUCAAAGAACUCUUGAACCCCCC
Benincasa hispida (wax gourd) is the source of this 2389-nucleotide messenger RNA. It is a transcript of the gene TPX2, whose product is annotated as targeting protein for XKLP2. Gene Ontology annotation, molecular function: protein kinase activator activity; microtubule binding. Gene Ontology annotation, biological process: regulation of mitotic spindle organization; mitotic spindle assembly; activation of protein kinase activity. NCBI's taxonomy places the organism in Eukaryota, Viridiplantae, Streptophyta, Magnoliopsida, Cucurbitales, Cucurbitaceae. Gene Ontology annotation, cellular component: spindle; nuclear microtubule. The record is from RefSeq and is a predicted model, not a curated record.